Messenger RNA from Rhodamnia argentea, 1214 nucleotides. RefSeq names its product probable adenylate kinase 7, mitochondrial. Bases 93 to 962 code for a protein of 289 amino acids. Gene Ontology annotation, molecular function: ATP binding; AMP kinase activity. Gene Ontology annotation, biological process: nucleobase-containing compound metabolic process. The record is from RefSeq and is a predicted model, not a curated record. The transcript has 4 exons. Gene Ontology annotation, cellular component: cytoplasm; mitochondrion. Lineage: Eukaryota; Viridiplantae; Streptophyta; Magnoliopsida; Myrtales; Myrtaceae.
UUUCCCAAAGACCUCCCCCGCAGCUCUCCAUUGUUGGCAUCGCCAUUUUUAUUUUCCAUCUAAAACCCUAAUUCGGCUCCCACCUCGCCGCCAUGGCCGGACUGAGCCGCCACCUCGCAGCCGCCACGCGGAAGCUGCCGGACCGGCUUGGCAUCCUUGCGGGCCGGGGCUACGGAUCGUCGGCGGGCGCGGCUCUCUUCGAUUACUACUCGGACGAGGAGGAGGAGUACGGGCCGUGCGAGGCCGCACAGCCGCGACCGAGAACCGGUUCGCAGAAGCUCGUGCCGGAGAGAGGGAUCCAGUGGGUGGUGAUGGGGGACAGGGGCGCGAAGAAGCACGUGUACGCCGAGAUGCUCUCGAAUCUCCUGGAAGUCCCUCACAUUUCCAUGGGCUCGCUCGUUCGCCAGGAGCUUAACCCUCGCUCUUCUCUGUAUAAGCAGAUUGCGAAUGCUGUGAAUGAGAGAAAGCUUGUACCAGAGGAAGUGAUUUUCGCACUGUUGUCCAGGAGGUUAGAGGACGGAUAUUACAGAGGAGAAACAGGGUUCAUUCUUGAGGGUAUCCCCAGAACAAGGGUCCAAGCUGAGAUUCUCGACCAAUUUGCCGACAUUGAUCUUGUUUUGAACUUCAAGUCCACAGAGCAAGCCCCUCUAGCAAAGAAUUUAGGGAUGGGAGCAUUUCCUCCGUCCCUGGACUCUGCCAAUUUGCACAUACCCAGUUCCAAAGCUGGUUUAAGAUCACCGGCUGAGCAACUGGUUUCUGCUGAUGUUAGGGGUCCCUGGAAGGAAAACUUGACUGUGUAUGCAGAGCAGAGUAAGUUGCUGGAAGAAUAUUAUCAGAAGCAAAAGAAACUUCUCAACUUCCAAGUUGCGAGUGCACCCGGAGAAACCUGGCGUGGGCUGUUGGCGGCACUACAUCUUCAGCACGUGAAUGCUGCCGACUCUUCCCAAAAGCUGACUGCAUGAGUCUAUUCUUAGUUGGUUCGUGGAUGCAAUGUCCCGAUCGCAAUCCGGCAUAUAUAGGGUAAAUAGAUACGAGUCUAGAGCGAGUUGAGUUCUGGCAAGUAUUCCAAUUUUGUUUUAGCUUCGAGGCAUCAAACCGAGUUGAGAUGCAGCGUGUUGUGUUUUUCAUGUGGGAAGAGAUGGAAGAACAGAAUGUACUGGCAUGUAUGACCAUAAUAUGACAGCAUGUCCAUAUAUGUCUUGUGAUUGAAAUCA